Molecule: messenger RNA, 9309 nt
Organism: Myripristis murdjan (pinecone soldierfish)
Lineage: Eukaryota; Metazoa; Chordata; Actinopteri; Holocentriformes; Holocentridae
Product: cilia- and flagella-associated protein 47-like
Exons: 68
Coding region: 70-9309 (3079 amino acids)
Biological process (GO): sperm axoneme assembly; cilium assembly
Cellular component (GO): cilium
Molecular function (GO): protein binding
Source: RefSeq, a predicted model, not a curated record
UCCGUGUUGUCUCCACUGGCAACGGCAAAGUUGUCUAUCGUUGGUAACAGGUAGCUCAAGGUAUUUAUUAUGGCUGGAAACGGUGUUCGAGUGGACCCGCCGUUUGUCGAGUUCAACGAUGUGCAAGUCGGGCAGGUUUUCAAGACGACUGUCACCGCGACCAAUGUCGGGAAAACCUCCAAGAAAAUGGGAUUUCAAGGGCCCAUGUCAAAGUUGUUCUCGUUCAAGGCCGUGAACGCAGCCAUGGCAGUGGCUCCUGGUCUGUCUGUAAGCUGCUCACUGGAGUUCAGUCCAGAGAGAGAGGAAGAGGUCAGAGACCGAAUCCUGCUUCAUGUAGAUGCUCUGGAGACCAUAGAGAUCCCGCUGCUGGUGUUCCCCCGGUCCUGUGUCCUCCUAAUGGACACGGUAGUUGACUUUGGCUCUGUUGCAGCCAGCAGCCAGUUGAUCAGCAAACAGCUGCCAUUGACCAAUCAGGGAUCAGCACCAGGAAAGUUCCAGGUGCAGUACUGUGGGGACCCCUCACUCAGACUUUCACCCUGCAGUGGCGUCAUAGCAGCUGGCGCCACUCAGUGGCUGAAAGUUGAACUGCAUACAGACAGACCGAGGCACAUUGAGGAGAAGGCACUAGUGAAGGUCCAGAAUUGUUCCACUGUCAUUCUCAGUAUCAGGGCUAAGGUGGUGGACCAAUGCCUUGAGCUUUACAACCUCCAGGGGACUCCUCUGUCCUCUUUGUGGUUUGGACCUGUCUACUUUGGGACGUCCUGUGUCAAGAAUGUGGUUCUGAGGAACAAUGGACCCCAGGCCUGUGAUUGGGUCAGUGUGCUGCAAGAUGCUGCUGCUGGGACUGAGAUGGGUACAGAUCUCCAGAAGAACACAAAUGCCACCCUUGUGGAGAGGGUGAAACGGUGCUGUGCAGCCACACAGGACGGCAAUAAGGUCUUAGCAUGCAUCCCCAACCAGGGUCGACUGGGACCAUACGAUAAAACCAUGCUGACAGUAUGCUUCAGUCCCCUCUGCAAGAGACCCACUGAAGGGAAGAAGUGUGCUUGCUUAUCCCGCCGGCGAGACUACUCUCUGUUCCUGCUGUUUGAGUCAGUGGGAAGUAAACAUGGCUUCACUCACCGCAAUGGCCACAGCAGUGUGGAGCUGGCAGUUACUGGCUCAGGCCUGCCUGUGUCUCUAGUGCCCAGUCCCUCUGAAAACUUCAAUUUCCUCAGUACAGUGAGAGGACAACAUGUGGAUAUGCUGUGUGUGCUUCAGAACCUCUGCCCUCUGAUUCCCAUUAACUUCCGUUUCCGCAAGACAGCACAUUUUACCACAGUACCCUCUGCAGGUACCAUCAACCCUGGGCAGUGCCAGGAUGUGGUUUUGUCUUUCACUGCACGCCAGCAAGGGAGUUUCCGAGUGCGUCAGAAGCUAGAUGUUUUAGGUCCCGUUUUUCACCAAAGUGGUGAUGAUACCGCUGGUGCUGUCACUGGACUUCGCCUUUGUAGCUUCCACACCCUCACACUACACCUGUUGGCUGUCUGCCGCAGUGAAACCACACAUCCUGAGCCCAAGCUAAAUCCUGGCAUCACUCCAGUCGUGACCAACCCGACUGGGUCACGGCCUCAUGUCAGGUCUCGUGAGCUGUCUCACUGCAGUGGGAUGGUGCAUGCUGCAGUCCUCAGUGCCGCCAAAACACGGCUCCACACUCAUUGCAGGGAGGGGAGCCAAAGCGUGGGGGAGGAGGAGCUUGUGGCCUUUCCCAAUGAUCGAGCUGCUAGCAUCAGGCCCGCCUCACCACACACACAAUACAGGACUAUUUUCACUGGCAUGAAGCGCUAUUGCUACAUGGACCCUGACUAUGCUUUCACUGAGAAGGAAGAGGAGCAGAGACAAAGACACAGACAGAUCUAUAUAGACUUCAUCAGCCAGCUCAGACAAACACGUCUGCAGAGCAUCAAGGACAGACAGCAGAGGAAAGUGGACAGUGAAGUGGACAUUGGGAUUGUUCCAGCUCAGGGGCUUUUUCCUCCGAAGCUUCUCCUUAGUGACCUGGAGACGAAUAAGAUCCCAGAGACCAAGCGAAAACUCAGUACCAGCAGUCCUCUAGCAAACAACAGCAGCUGCUCCCUGGUCCGCAGUCAGGUGACAGAGGUAAUGAAUGCGGUUCCUUCUACCAGCCAGGAGGUGGCAGACUGCAGCAGGACUCUAACAGCCCAGGAGCUGUACCAAAUAAUUAUUGGCCCUUUAUUGGUGGACUUUGGCGAGGUGUGUGUGCAGUCGGUGUGUGUUCAGAGGCUGGAGCUGGCCAACCAUCUGUCAGUGAACAUCUGGGUGCAGCUGGAGGUGGACUGCCCGGAGCUACAGGGCUCCUGGCCUCUCUCCCAUGUCCUGCCACCCCUGUCCCGCACCACCUUACCCCUAGUGUUUCAGAGCCACAAGCUGGGCAGCUUCCACAGACCCAUCUCGUACUCAGUGAACCAGCAGCACUCUGGUCAGGUGGUGGUCCAGGCUCAGGUUGUUCCCUUGGCUCUGGAACUGUCCACCGCCCAGCUAGUCCUCAGCCCCACCCCCUCCCUGCUGGCCCAGUCAGGAUUCAGGAGCUCUGUCACCCUUAGAAACCGGCAUAACCAUGCAGUCGAUUUCAAAUGGCGACCAGUAGUCACAGAGAGAGGCAUCCUGUUCUCCAUUCGACCAGCUGCAGGUACAGUGGAAGCAUACAGGGAGUUGGACUGUGAGGUGGUGUGGCAGCCCUCCUUCUCCUCCCCUGCAGAGGGAGACUUUGACCUCUGUGUCCAUGAGGGCAACACACAACGCCUGCACUGUGUUGCCAAGGUUUGCUCCUCCAGUGUCCAGCUGGCAGACAAACACCUGACAUUUGGAUCAGUGCCUCUCAACAUGUCCUCCAUCAGAACUGCUGUCUUACACAACACUGGACAGAACCAUGCCUACUACCAGGUGCUGGACGUGUGCCCACUGCCAGGCAUGGUAGUGAGUCCAGCCAGUGGUGUGGUGCCAGCGGGGGGACAGGCUGCACUCAAGAUCCACUUCAACCCCGAUGCUGUCAUCAAGUUUGACAGCAGAGUGGAGAUUGCUCUGAGGAACAUGAAGUCCAUUGAGCUCAGAUUGGGUGGAUCAGUGGAGCCCCCGCAUGUCGACCUCAGUGUGUCCCAUUUCCAGUUCCAUGGCGUCCAUGUUGGCUCUCAGCGAGCAAUACCAUUCACUCUGUCAAACCGCUCAUCAGCCACAGCCCGGGUCACCUUUGACCUGUCACAAUAUACCGACUUCACUGUCCGCAUCCCUCAACUGGCUGCAGCAGAGUGUGACCCAGGAGUGAGAACUGUAGAGGUCAAGAGUAACCAGACAGCAGACUGCUCGCUGGUCUUGUCCCCCACCCGUGUGGCUGGGUAUGACUUCAAAUUGCCCAUGGUUGUCAACGGUGUGAGAUGUCCCACUACUCCUCCUUCUCCUGUCCCCACGCCCUCGUCCUCUACUAGUUCUGGCUCGCUGUUGGCUGGCAGGAGGAAGCACAUCAUCACAGAUUGUCCCAGGCCUGUCACCAUGGCAGUUGGCUCAGGGCGUGUACAGGCCACAGUGAUAUGUGCCCCACUGGACAUGUCCCCCACGAGUCUCGAGUUCCACGUGAAACCACAAUCUGAUUCUUACACUCAGAUGGUGGAGCUGAGGACAGUGUGCGUGGAGCGUGUGUGUUGGCGUAAUGUGGCUGAUGGGUGUGUGUACUGGCGGUUUGACUGCGGUGUGGCAGCACUGACAGCAGGAGGCAGAAAAGGGGGGGGGCUGUUCUCUGUGUCCCCCUCAUCAGGGAGUCUGGGGCCCGGUCAGAGCGUCUGUGUGGCAGUCAGGAUGAAGCCCGAGGCUGUCACCACCGUGUCUGGCAGAGUGACCCAGCUGUCCCUCCCUCUCUUCCUGGGUGAGGAGGGAAGACAGGACAGUCAUCACCCCUACCGAGAGCUUUCCAUCACCAUCACGCUCCACCUGCCCAACAUCACCAUCCUCCCCCCACGCCUCCUCCUCACCCCAGUACCCCUGGACAGCACCGCCAUGGCCACCCUCACCCUGUUGGCUUCUGGAUAUCCUAGUGGGACCACUGUAUUGGUCAACAUGGAUGAGGUGGAACUGGAGGAUGGGACAAAGGUGCAGCCUGUCUCAGUUGUUUUUCCCCAGGGAAACACCAUCCCUGAUACAGCCCAAGACCAGGAGGGCACCUCGACUUCUCUAAUUUGCACCGUGUCCUUCUGCUCUGCUGUCCCCCUCUCCCUCUGCUCCACCAUCACCUUCACCGACCACCUCAACAACAGGUUUCAGGUCAAGGUGUGUGCUGUGGCUGAUAACUGUCUGUUGACUGUCUGGCCCUACAUGGCUCUGCACCGCUCCCAGCAACAGAUAGUUCUCAAGACUGGUAUAGCGACCCUGGAGGCGGUCCUUCAGCGAUGUCACUCACCAAGUCCUACCUCUGGCCUCACUUUGUCAUCAUCCUCCUCCUCCUUUGCUCACUUCACCUCUCCAAGCAAGAACUCUACCUCCGACUCCUUUCCAGACAGUGAGAGUGUGAAUAGUCAAACUAGCAGACAUGAGGAGUUUUGUCCCAACAGUGGCACCAUGACCAAUCCCAAUGUCCCAGGAUUCCCUUCUGCAGACUCUGCAGAGGGGCCGUACUACCAGAGUGUCCUCUCGGCUGCCGAGAGGUGGUUUAGCCUCUUUGGCUGGCCAAACGGGUCACACCCCAUCACAAUACCAUACACACUCAGAAGGGUUGUGUCCAAAAUUCAGACAGAUGAUUCCUGUGGGCGGAGCAACCGAGUCAUUCAGAUUAAAGACUCCAGAUCAGUACUGGACAUGCUUCAUCACCUGACUGGCAAAAAGAUUCCUGGUAUUCCUCGCAGCCAGUCCUUUUCUAAGGACAUAGAGCAGCGCACCAAUCAGUUGCUACAGCAACACGAAACCAUGCUUUCUUUUCUCAGGGUACAGGGAGCCUGUUUGUGCCACAUCAGACCAGAGUAUCUGCUGGACAUGCAGGAGUUCAACCACUGGUGCACUCUACAGGUAAAUCAGGAAGGGAAUGGACUCGGCUAUAGCAGAGUUGACUAUGAGUCACUGAGCAAACAGUCCUGGACUGAUGUGCUGCUGCAAAUAUACAAGGUGUUUGUCUUGCGUCGGGUGUCAGAGGGAGCUUUGAAUUCAACUUUGAGCCAGCAGGUCAGAGAUCACAUCUUCCCUGUCAGCUCACUGCCGCUGGCCAGCAAUGUCUACUCUACCUGGGAGCUCUGCCUGCUCUCAUGGCUCAACAUGCACUUCCAGAGCAUGAGGAAGAUUGUCUGGGGUACAGGUGACAUCCCAUCAGCCCACUGGGUAGUGAAUUUUGACCUGGACCUGGCAGAUGGACUGGUGCUAGCUGCACUGCUUGCCGCCUACUGCCCUUACCUGAUCUCCAGCCACUUCCGGAGGAUGUACACCAGAACCAGCAGUCUUGAACAGAUCCUACACAACAACAUCAUAUUGGUGCAGGCCUUAACCAAACUCUCCCUCAAUAUAGAUGUACAGCCCACAGAUUUGUCAGACCCUAACCCAGUACAGAUGUUAAUGCUGUGUGUCCACCUGUAUGAAAAGUUGCCACAAUACCUGCCACUGCGUACCAUCACACUGUCUGGAGGACUGCACUGCACCUUAAGCAAGCAGGUGUGUCUGAAAAGCCCGUCCUCUAAGCCUCUGAAAUACCAGGCCCUCAUUUUAGGAGAGGACGCCCCCUUUUUCUCCCUUCCCGAUGGAUCUGCCAUCACCAUUCCUCCCAAUGCAACCACAGAAGUUACAGUUCAGUACUGCUGCUCCUUCCUUCGGCCCCUGGAAGUGCUCCUGCUGCUCACCUCCAGCUUUGCUGUUGGUCCUCGUGGUGCCACUCUUGCCUUUACCCUGAAGACUCAUGUCAGUCAUAUCACAUCUACAAAGACUGUCAAGUGUAAAUCCCCAAUGUACCAGAUGAAACUGAUCGAGCUGCCAAUAACUAACCCUUUCAAUAAGGAAGCCAGGUUCAGGGUGGUACUGGUAGAGUCCAAGUCCAAUCCACUGGAGCCUGAAAAAAGAAAAGACAUCCUCACUCAACAGGUCUCCUUCAAAACCAGUCCCCCACAAGAGAAGAUGAGUUCAGACAGCAGCUGUGAGGAGGAGAUGGAAGGGAAGUUCACAGAUAUCUAUGAUGAAGGCAGCGAAUUCUUCAGUGCAGUGAAGAGUGUUUGUCUGAAGCCAGGCCAAGAAGACACUCUGAACAUCCACUACCUUCCCUUCUACCUGGGCAACAAGUACUGCUCUGUGCUGCUUGUCUGCCCACAGGUGGGAGAUAUGGUGUAUAUGGUGAAGGCCACAGCAGAGCUGCCUCUCCCUUCUUCUCUCACUGCCAAGCCCGGUCCUAGCAUAGCAACAAACUCAAACACCUCUGACUCUGGAUCAAUGCUGAGUCUACACUGCAAGGUAGGACAGGUGUGUGACGAGGUGCUGCAUUUGCCGCUUGUCAAUACAGCCUGGGAGCAGGCUCUAGCCACCUGGGGUCAGUACACCAUGAGCGCCGAAGAGCACAGGAGACGGGCACUCACACACACGCUGGACAGCAGCACCGUGAGGGCGAACACAGUUGCACGCAGGCUCACCCAAAAACAGGAGAUAGAGUACAGAGUGGAAGUUUCUCUGCCAAAGCUCUUAACUUUACCUCACACUAUUAUACUUCCUAUAAGAGGAGACACCAACAUACCACAGAGGAAUCCUGCAGACCGGGAGUGUGUGGAUAUGCCGCUGCGGUUCCAGGCCGACUCAGCGGGCCGGUUCAUUUGUCAGCUAGUGCUGAUGUCCUGGUGCGACACUAGAGUCUACCUACUAGAGGCACUGGUUACUUCACAGGAAGGAUACACACACUUGGACUUCAGUUCACCAACUCACCAGCCAGUCUCCCAAGAUAUACCACUGUACAAUGAGUCUCACCAGGACUGGAAGCUGCGAAGUGAAGUGUGUGGUGAAGGAUUCUUUGGCCCCAAAGUGUUGAAAGUACCAGCGGGUACAAAAGCCUGUUAUCCCCUCACCUUUAAGCCAUCCAAACAGUGCAUUGUCAUGGGCAAGUUAUCUCUACUGAAUGACUGUGACAACACAGAACACACGUUUACCCUCAGAGGAGUGGGAGAGCGCCCCCUGCCAGUAGACCACGUGGUAUUACACUGUUCUGUGGGCCAGGUCACACACACUCAGCUGCAAGUCCCCAACUACAGCCAGUACAAACUCACCCUGAAGGUGGUGACAGACCUAUCUGUUGUGAGUGGGGCUCCCUCCCUGGAGAUUAAACCCGGUCAAAGCGUUCCGUACACCCUGACUGUGUCACCAUGGAAACGAGGAAAACAGUCAGGUUGUGUGUCAUUUCUGGUAACUGAUGAGGCACAAGGGGCCAAGAAGAACAAAGGAAAUAUGUCUGGACACUAUGAGGUGUAUUUCUCUUUAGAGAUAAUUUGUGAACCAGCAGCCCCUGUUAAGGUCAUUGAUGUGCAAUGUGCUGUUCAGAGCUCGGUUGUCAUAGAGAUCCCUGUCAGUAACCCUCAUGGGGAACUUCUGUUGCUCGACGUGUGCAUUGAAGGAGAGGACCUAAGUGGGGCCAAGCAUGUGUCAGUUCCUCCGCGAGUCACAUUCACCUACAAGGCCACCUUCUCCCCUGGUACAAUAAGAAUGAGGACAGGCAGUGUGGUGUUCCAGUCGCAGCUGGUGGGAGAAUUCUGGUACCAGUUGGAGCUGUGUGCUGUGCCCCUUCCAGUCAACACACUACCAGAGGUCCAGUGUCAGCUGGGCAAAUGGAUCAGACAGACCAUUCCCCUGGUUAACCCAACAGCAGAGCCUCUGGAGCUGACUGUAGCCAACACGAACCCCCGAAACUACAGGCUGGAAAUGGCUUCAGGAAGCACCCUCAUUGUGGUGCCCCGCUCCUGCAUGCAGCUCGGUGUCCGUUUUAGUCCCUCAUCCAUUGGAGAGGGAAACCACACAGCACAAAUCACUUUCACCUGCCCUCAGUUGAAGGAAUGGUGUUUCUUGUUGAGCGGGCGUGGCCUGACUCCAAAGAUACAGGAGCCACUGAGCAUCUCGUCCACUGUUGGCUCUCAUAUCUCCGUCAUCAUUCCCUUCACAAACCCCACUGAGCUCCCAGCCCUGCUCAGCAUCACACUCACAGAUGAGGACCCAAGUGGGGUUCCCGGCUGUCAUCCGGUCACUGUGGACAAGGAGGCUUUUUGCAUUCCUCUGAGACAUACUCAAGGCGUGCGGGUCAGUGCAGGGGCCAGUUUAGAUGUGCCUGUGGUGUUUGCCCCUCGCUCUAUGGAGCUGCAGCAGGCCCAGCUCUGCAUCUUUAUGGAGCCUCUCAGCAACCAGAGCAACAGCACAGCCUCCAACACCAGCAACAUGAGGUCAGAGCAGGAGUUGCCAACCAUCCGUUGGGUUUACCCUCUCCGUGGGAUUCCCAUGGAAGCGUCCAGUGGGCCUUCUGAACUCGGAGUGUUCCAGUGUGAGGCCGGCUGCCUGCUGGAGGAGAAGGUUGAGGUUGAGCUCAUUGGUUGUGUGCCAGGGAAUCAAGACAGUACAGGAGAGGAAGUUCCCCAGGACUCGCUGAAGAACUUCCUGUGCGAGUUACGUUCGGAUAGUGAAGCAGAGCGCUCUGAGAUUGAGAGCUGUGUUUCCGUCUCUGUCCAGGCAGCAAAGAGACAUCCUGAGUCUGGCAUCGUAAAACUCACCCUUAAUUUGGUCUACACUCCCCUCAGGCCGCACAGGUGCUCAGCAGUCCUGGAGGUACAGUGUGUUUCCGGUGGACUCUGGAUGUUUCCCAUCACUCUUGUUGCUACAGAGCUUCAGGUCGAUGAUGUCAUUAACAUUGCAGCUGUAGGGCUGGGUAAGACCUCUGCUGCGGGCUUCCGUCUGACCAGCACCACCAGGAGGCCAGAGAGGUUCACAGUGGCAUUGCUCCCAGGCAGCAGCAAUGAAUUCAUGGUGACUCCAACUUCUGGGGUCUUACCUCCCGUUGGCUCCACUGGCACCCUCAUCACUCUGUCCUUCACCCCCACCGUGUACAGCAAGAGACACAGAGCAAGACUACGUGUCCAGGCAGCAGACAUGCACUGGACCUAUGAAGUGAGAGGGAGGACCCCGAACUCCCCGCCUCACUGCACCACAUCCUCCAGUGAGAGCUCUCCUGUGCUCCAUUCAGCCAACAAACGGCAGCUAAACUUUGUGGCUUUGAACCGUCGGCUUCCUGCUCUGGCUAACUCGUCACAUCUCAAAGUUCACAGAUAA